AUGAAUGGACAAUGGCUUGGGUCUCGAUCGAUUCGCACCAACUGGGCGACGCGGAAGCCACCAGCACCAAAGAACGAGCUGAAUUCGAAACCCCUGACCUUCGACGAAGUGUACAAUCAGAGCUCUCCGACCAACUGCACGGUCUACUGCGGGGGUCUCACCACUGGACUUACUGAAGAGCUGAUGCAGAAGACCUUCCAGCCCUUCGGCACCAUCCAAGAGAUCAGGGUCUUCAAGGACAAGGGAUAUGCUUUUAUCAGGUUCUCCACCAAGGAAAGCGCAACCCACGCCAUCGUAGCGGUCCACAACACCGAUGUGAACGGCCAGCCAGUCAAGUGCUCCUGGGGCAAGGAGUCUGGUGACCCCAAUAAUGCUCAGGCUCAAGGACAGCUCCCAACAGCUUACAGUCCGUUCGGAGCAGCUUACACAGCUGGUGGAGUUCCGCCUACUUCUUACUGGUACAACACCUACCCUCAGCAGCUGGGAGGCUUCCUGCAAGGAGUUCAAGGAGUCCAAGGGUAUACCUAUGCUGGACAAUUCGGUGGUUACCAGCAGCAAUAUAUGGGUAAGGACUAUGGAUGGAAUAACACUGGUUCCUGUUCCAGCAUGGGCGGCGUUCAGCUCCCGUGGGCUCUGGGGGGCGCGGUAGGGGGCGUAGGCUCUGUCGGGGGGGUAGCUGCUAUGUCUCAGCCCCCUCAGGUCUUGCAUUACCCAGCUGUGCAGCAUUUUCAAGUGCAGCCCAUCGGUGAAGAUGAAUGGUUAGCUCCGAGUCUCCUGGUGUGA
Messenger RNA from Arctia plantaginis, 783 nucleotides. The record is from the annotation of a GenBank genome assembly. Lineage: Eukaryota; Metazoa; Arthropoda; Insecta; Lepidoptera; Erebidae.